AUGAAAGAGCUGAAGGCUCAGUAUGAGACUGCCUUAGCUGAAUCGGAACGGAAAAUGAAACUGACUCAUUCUCUGAGAGAAGAACUUGAGAAAUUUGAUGCCGACUAUAGUGAAUUUGAAACCUGGCUGCAGCAGGCAGAACAAGAACUUGACAAUUUGGAGGCAGGUUCUUCUGACUUCAGUGGUAUUAUGGUCAAACUGAAAAGGCAAAAGAGUUUUUCAGAAGAUGUUAUAUCUCACAAAGGUGAUUUACGGUAUAUUACAAUUUCUGGACAAAGAGUUUUAGAUGCUGCAAGGUCUUGUAGCAAAAGAGAUGGCGUGAAGGUUGACAAAGAUGGUAUCGAUAUGUCGGCUACGUAUGCUGCAGUGCAAAAUAAACUGGAUAGUGCUUCAAAUCGUUUCAAAUCUCUGUAUACUAAGUGUAGCAUCCUUGGAAAUAACCUUAAAGACCUGGUGGAUAAAUACCAGCAUUAUGAAGAUGCCUCAUCUGGACUUUUGUCAGGUCUCCAGGCCUCUGAAAGAGCUGUGAACAAACAACUAUCUGAGCCAAUUGCAGUGGAUCCCCAAAAUCUCCAAAGACAACUAGAAGAAACCAAGGUUCUUCAGGGACAAGUGUCUAACCACCAAAUUGCUGUAGAAAAACUGAAAAAAGCUGCUGAAGUGUUAUUUGAUACAAGAGGAGAGUUGACACCAGACAAAGAUGAGAUUCAGAAAACACUGGAUGAUAUCGUGGAGAGGUAUGACAAUUUAUCCAAGGCUGUGAAUGAAAGGAAUGAGAAGCUCCAAAUAACUCUGACACGAUCACUAAGUGUGCAGGAUGGUUUGGAUGAAAUGCUGGAUUGGAUGGAAGGAGUUGAAAAGAGCCUUGAAGAACAAGAUCAAGUGCCUUUGAAUUCUGCUGCUAUUCAGGAUAUUAUUAGCAAAAGCAUUAUGCUUGAACAAGACAUUGCGAGUCGCCAAAGCAGUAUAAACACUAUGAAUGAAAAAGUGAAGAAGUUCACGGAAACAGCCGAUCCAUCCACAGCAUCCACGCUGCAAUCUAAAAUGAGUGAACUUGCAGGACGGUUUUCUGAAGCAAGUAACAAGCAUAAAGAGAAGCUUAUGAAAAUGGAGGAGUUAAAAACUAAAGUGGAGUUAUUUGAAGGUCUAUCAGAAAAACUUCAGUCAUUUCUAGAUGAGAAAAACCAGGCACUCAGUGAGACAGAGGCACCAAGAAAGGAUGUUAGUGAAGUGUCUCAGUAUAUGCAGGAAGCUAGUGUAGAAUUGGCACAACAUAAGAAGGAUCUGGAAGUUUUGCAGCAGCUUCUUGAAGAACUUUCAUUCCAUGCUCUUCCUGGAGAUAAAGCAUUGGUGUUAGAAAAAGUAAAUGCUUUGUCAAAGAAAUUCAGAGAGGUUGAGGAGACUGUAAAGGAAAAAGAAGAGGAUGUAUCAUCUUGUCAGAAGCAAAUGGAUACUUUUGAGCUCCUUGUAGAAUCAUUAAAGAAAUGGGUAAAAGAGACAACAGAACGAAUUCCAGCAGUGCAACCCUCUCUGAAUACAGAGGAGUUAAAGAAACCUUUGGAAGAUACAUUGAAUCUAAAAGAUGAAUGGACAUUAAAAGCACCUGAACUGCAGAAAAUGAAUAGCAGAGGAACAUUGCUGUGUAAUCUAAUUACGGCUGUGACUUCUCCUGCCAAACUGAGAGCAGCUGCAAAAUCAGGUGGCACAGUGUUAAAUGGUGAAGGAGCUCCAGGAACUCAGGAUUUCCUGAAAAAUAAAGAACUGACAACUGUACAACAAGCCAUGUCUGAUGUCAAUCACAGUUACGAAGAUUUGGGAGUUUUAUUGAAUGAAAAGAUUUCAGAACUAGAAAGUAUGCUUUCAAAAAUGCAGAAUAUUCAGGAAGAAUCAACCUCAAUGAUGCAGUGGUUACAAAACAUGGACAAAACUGCAUCAAAUUGGGAAGCUGCUCCAACUGAUAGUGAAGCGGUUAAAGCCCAAGUUGAGCAACACAAGCUUUUUGAAACUGAAUUAAAGCAGAGUGCGAAUAAAGUGCAGGAACUAAAGGACAAAGUGACAGAGCUGUUGGAGAAGAACCCCGACUCUCCUGAGGCACCCAAGUGGAGACAAAUGUUAGAUAAAAUAGAUUCCAAAUGGAAAGAGCUCAAUCAAGUUACGUCUGAGAGACAACAAAAACUGGAGGAGUCUUCAAAUUACCUGACCCAGUUCCAGACAGCAGAAGUUCAGCUAAAGCACUGGCUUAUAGAAAAGGAGCUAAUGGUCAGCGUGCUGGGACCACUAUCAAUUGAUCCUAAUAUGCUGAAUACACAAAAGCAACAGGUUCAGAUUCUGCUCAAAGAGUUUGACACCAGAAAGCCACAAUAUGAGCAGUUAACUAUGGCUGGAGAAGGGAUUCUGAAGAGACCUGGUGAACAUCCACCCUCCCAUGAAAUUGUAAAAGAGCAACUGGCAGCUGUGGCGCAAAAAUGGAACAGUCUAACAGGCCAACUGAGGAACAGAAGUGACCGAAUUGACCAAGCCAUUGUGAAAAGCACAGAGUAUCAAAGUCUACUCAGAAGUCUGUCUGAUAAGCUAAGUGCCUUGGAUAGCAAACUAAGCAGCAGCCUGGCUGUGAGUACACAGCCUGAUGCUGUGAAACAACAACUGGAAAGUGCUAGAGAAAUGAAGGAGGAAAUAGAACAGGAAAUGAAGAAUAUAAAUGCAGCUCAAGCUCUUUGUGAAGAGCUGUCAGCACUGGUUGGAGAAGAGUAUUUGAAAGCAGAACUUAUGAGACAGUUAGAUGGCAUCUUAAAAUCGUUUAAGGAUAUUGAGCAAAAAUCAGAUAACCAUGUUCAGCAGCUUCAGUUGGCAUAUGCCACUUCUCAUCAAUUCCAGCAAAUGUCUAAGGACUUUCAAGCCUGGCUAGGCAAAAAGAAAGAAGAGCUGAACCAGGCUCGUCCUGUAUCAGCCAGACUUGAUGCCUUGCAAUCACUAAUUGAAGAACAAAAAGAUUUUAAGAAGACCAUGACCGAUCAAAUUAGUUCGUAUGAAAGAAUUGUUGCAGAAGGGGAAGGUAUCUUGCAGAAGACUCAAGGAGCUGACAAAGCAGCAUUACAAUCCCAAAUUGCCACACUCAGAAGUAACUGGGAUGAAAUGAAUAAGCAGGUUAAAGAAAGGCAAGAUAAAUUAACAGAUUGUCUGGAGAAAGCCCUCAAAUAUAAGCACCAUGUAGAAAAUCUACAGCCAUGGAUAGAGAAGUGCCAAAGCAACCUGCGUGAAUUAAAAGUUGGCAUAAACCCUGUUGAAAUAGAGAAUUCUAUUGUUCAGGUGAGGGCCUGGCAGAAGGACCUGGAUAAACACCAUGGGAUGGUGGAGCUAUUAAAUAAUACUGCUGAAAGUUUGCUCAGUGCAAGUCAAACAGAUAAAGAAAUUGUUCAAGAAGAAACUAAGGUGCUGAAUCAGAAAGUGAAUCUGGUCACAGAACAAUUACAGAAGAAGAGAGAGUGCUUGGAAAACAUGGCACAAACGCUGAAAGAGUUUCAGGAAUCAUCCAGGGAGACUGAAAAACAACUUAAAAGUGCCAAAGAGCAUCUGGAAGCUCAUGACUCACUUGGACCUCAGUCAUUCAGUAACAAACACCUGACAAUGAUGCAGGGCCAGCAGAAAGCCUUGCAGGCUUUAAAGCCCCAUAUGGAUUUAGCAAAAAAGCUUGCCCAAGACCUGGUCGUAGAAGCUUCUGAUUCAGCAGGGGUUUCUGACCUUUUGCUCCAAGCUGAAUAUUUGGAGCGAGAAUACGCUGCAGUGAACCAGCAGGUUGAAGACAGAUGCUUGUUCUUAGAGACAAAACUUCAGGGAAUUGGCCAUUUCCAAAACAGCAUCCGAGAGAUGUUCUCUCAGUUUGCAGAGUUUGAUGAUGAACUUGACAGCAUGGCUCCAGUGGGGAGAGAUCUCAAGGUACUGCAAUCACAGAGAGGGGACAUUAAACAUUUCCUGAAAAAGCUGGAAGACCUUAUCAUGAAUAAUGAAAAUGCUAAUAAAAACUGUAAAAUGAUGCUAGCCACAGAAGCUGAAGCUUCUCCUGAUCUUAUUGGUAUAAAAAGAGACUUGGAAGCUUUAAAUAAACAGUGCAACAAGCUACUAGACAGGGCAAGAGCCAGGGAAGAUCAAGUGGAGGGUACUAUUAGCCGUGUUGAGGAGUUUUACAGUAAGCUAAAAGAAUUUUCCAGUCUGCUUGGGAGAGCCGAAGAACAUGAAGAGUCACAAGGCCCUGUUGGAAUGGAAACAGAGGCUAUUAAUCAGCAGCUGAAUAUAUUCAAG
Molecule: messenger RNA, 4296 nt
Organism: Cariama cristata (Red-legged seriema)
Lineage: Eukaryota; Metazoa; Chordata; Aves; Cariamiformes; Cariamidae
Product: dystonin-like
Exons: 14
Biological process (GO): hemidesmosome assembly; wound healing; intermediate filament cytoskeleton organization
Cellular component (GO): focal adhesion; membrane; cytoplasm
Molecular function (GO): microtubule binding; structural molecule activity
Source: RefSeq, a predicted model, not a curated record